AUGGAAGUUGAUCCAACAGAUGUUGAGGUUGUGAAAAAGGCUCAAGUAGCAAGAGAUAAAGAACUUGAUGAGUUAAAUGCUCUCCUAGUCAAACAUGAUCAACAAGAUGAUGAAAUUCGAAACAAAGAGGCCACCGAAGCUUCAAGAAGAACAUUAUGGACUGAUUGGAAUGUUGAGAGAAUGCAAGCGGAAGUGAUCAAGAAGUUGAAAAUCUAUUGGAUGGAAACGAAUAUUUCUUUUUCGAUGAACGAUGAGUUUACAAAUGUUGCUUUUAAGGCUCGUAGAGGAGUUAGUCAUGAGUUGUUUGAUUUUACCCUUGCUGAUCUUCCUUUGAUGAAUCCAUACGAUUGGAGUAUUAUGUUCAGUAUUUUGUCCAAAGUAAAGAUAAAGUAUGAGCCUAUUAUUCAACACUUGUACAUAAUGAUCAAAACAUAUAUUCAAGAAAUCUCCAAGAUGGAUGUGGAGAUCACAACUGUAUUAAAGAUAGUGCCUAUUUUGAAACCAUUUCCAGAACCUGAAGGAUCGGAAAAUCUUAGGGUUGGUUUUAUUCAGAAAUAUGCAUGGGGAGUGGUCUACAAGGCAAAUGAGAAUGGAGUUUUGUGA
This is a messenger RNA of Lactuca saligna, 603 nucleotides long. NCBI's taxonomy places the organism in Eukaryota, Viridiplantae, Streptophyta, Magnoliopsida, Asterales, Asteraceae. The record is from the annotation of a GenBank genome assembly.